AUGGAAAUUCCUGCUCAAUGUUUUGAUACGUGCACAAGCCUUGAGCGAGUUACAUUUCCAUCAAAACUCGGUUCAAUCAAACGUUGUGCAUUUUUCAAUUGCAAUUUUAAAACCAUUGAAGUGCCUAAUAUUAAUGGUGAUAUCGAAGAAUCCGCUUUUAGUUUUUGUGAAAAAUUGAUGUGUGUAUCUAUUAAAGGAGCUAUUAAAACUAUUGGAACAAAAUGCUUUAUGUGUUGCAAAUCAUUAAAACAAAUUAAUAUACCAAAUACAGUGUCUGAACUUGGUUGUCGUUGCUUUAUGCUUUGUAUUUCAUUGUCGUCCAUCACACUAUCUUCUUCAUUAAAAAAUCUACCAAAUAAUUGUUUUGCCGAAUGUUUCGAACUAAAUAAAAUUAAUAUUCCUAACGAAGUUAUUUGUGUUGGAAAAGGCUGUUUUAAAUAUUGUUAUUCACUUAAAAACGUUAUUUUAUCAACUAACAUUCAAGAACUUGGGGAUCAAGCUUUUUAUCAAUGUAGAAAACUUAAAACUAUACGCAUCCCAAGUUCUGUUAAAUAUAUAAGAAAUGAAUGUUUUAGGUAUUGUAAAAAUCUUGAAAUUGGUAUCCCAAACACCGUGAACUCUGUUGGUAAUAAAAGUUUUGAUAAAUGCAAAUAUGUUGAAAUUCAAAAGAAAAAUAAAAAUAGUGACUGUCUGAUCGUUUAA
Messenger RNA from Entamoeba invadens IP1, 702 nucleotides. RefSeq lists its product as hypothetical. The coding region runs from base 1 to 702 and encodes 233 amino acids. The transcript is spliced from 2 exons. The record is from RefSeq and is a predicted model, not a curated record. NCBI's taxonomy places the organism in Eukaryota, Evosea, Mastigamoebida, Endamoebidae.